Nelumbo nucifera (sacred lotus) is the source of this 4935-nucleotide messenger RNA. RefSeq names its product helicase-like transcription factor CHR28. Gene Ontology annotation, cellular component: nucleus. The record is from RefSeq and is a predicted model, not a curated record. Gene Ontology annotation, molecular function: ATP-dependent activity, acting on DNA; ATP binding. Lineage: Eukaryota; Viridiplantae; Streptophyta; Magnoliopsida; Proteales; Nelumbonaceae. Gene Ontology annotation, biological process: DNA repair.
GGGGUUAAAUAAUGAGGAGCACUUCAUCUCUACACGAACACGACGACUACACCUGUUAUCGCGUUGUUUACUCUGAUCUCACGCGUUGGUUUCCCUCAACAGCUUAAUAGCCUAACCAUAUCUCCUCCCGUAUAAAAUAAAGGAAAAAAGAAGUCGUAUCAGCCGAAACAGCUAUGAACUUUCGGGGAAUUGGAGCUGACAGGUCGACGACGUUGCAAACGAAAACCAUCGUCUCUAAGCAUUCACAUAGUCUUCGCUGAAUUUCUUCGGAAUUGUGCUUUUCCCAAUUUCGAAGUUGUGGGCUCUUCAAAUUUGAAUCGAGGCGCUCCAUAAUUCGGGUCUGGUACUGUAGGGAAUUAGGGUUUUUGAAGCUGGGGGUGCUUGGGGGGGGGGGUUCUAUGGUAUUUCUCUGAUAUGUUGAAAGCAGAGGAGAGUUCGAACUGGUCGGAGGAUUCCUUUGACGUGGAAAAUGGUUCUGAUAAUCUUUCAAUUGAUCUUGAUCAGUUAUAUGCCAUUCUUGAUGGAAGUCCAAACCAGCCACAUGGCAUUUCCGAGACCAAUGCAGGAAAUAUAUCAUCAAGGAAUGAUUUACAAGGAGAGUCAAGUUUUCUUGCUUACCACCAUGAGAAUGUGUCCCAGCCACAAAAUGGUAUCUAUGGGGUGGCACCUCCAAAAGGAGCUGAGGUACCAGGAUCUUUCAUGUUCUAUCCUUCAGAUUAUACACAAUUUUCAGAUUCUAGGACAAGCAUGGGCUCAGAGUGUUCGUUUGAGACUCCAGGAAGUUCUCAAAUGGUGUCUGAUCAUGUGAAGAUGGAAGAUCCACCACAGAUUGGCAAUCCUGUAUGCAGUUCUUUGAGUUUUAAUGACCAAUUAACUGUGCCAUUCUCAGAAUGUAACACUUGCCUUGAUCAGAGGGUUGGAAGCUCUGUAAAUCCUCCUGGUGCUUCACCUUACAUGGUGAUGGAAGAAGCAGGUUUGGCUUUUGGGAAGUAUAGUGCUAUAUGUGGAAAUAGCAUGGACAAUAUGGGAAAACUUGAAGAAAAUUCAUGUAAAUAUCCUGAGGAGGCAUAUUUUUUGGAUGUAGAUAUAGGUCAAUUUCAUACUAUACUCAAUAGCAGUCAGGUUGCUGAUAUCACAUGUGAAACUAGUCAUCAUUGUUCACCACUAACCUUUUGUACAGAUCCUAGUGCCUCUGAUGAUAAUGCUACUUUAGUAUGUUCUUCAAGGCAUUUCCUGUCUGAUUCUUCGGUUCUGCAAUUUAUGUCAACUGUGGGAGAACAAAUCCACACAAAAGAUGAAACAGAGGUUCACCUGCUUCCAACUCAUAAUAUAUGCCAAGGAAGUACGAUGACAACACAUGGAGGAAGAGCUGACACAUUUGUUCAAGAAGAAUCCAUAAUGGAUUAUGCUCAUAUAAAUAUGUCUCAGGGUAUGGGUUUUAAGUGUGAAGCUGGUUUGUAUCAUUCACCAAUUACUGGAUGCUCUUCUUCUGAUGCGAAAAAUGGAGCUUCUUCUGACAAUCAUUCAAGGCAAUCACUUCAUACUCUUCAAUCAUGCAAUGUAAGUGAGGAGGAGGUUUGCAUAAAGGAUGAAAGAGAGGAUGAGCUUCUUUCUUCUAAGAGCACACCUUAUGAUGUAAAGGUUCUUGAGCCUGUCCCCUAUGAUUAUCAUUCUCCAAUCAAUAGAAACUCUGAUGCUAGUGCUGGUGGUGAGCCUUCAAUUCAUAGUGGCUCAAGACAAUUGUUUUCUGAUAUUCAAUUAUUUACCUCAAGUAACAAGCAGACCAUAUUCAUGAAGGAAGAAAAAGAGAAUAUACUGCUUCCAUCUGGUAGCAUGAAUUGUCAUUCUGUAAAAGUCACUGGUGAAGUUGUCCACAAGAGUCUCUCAGGGCAUAGGGCCCAUGUUGAUGAUACUGAUGAUGCUGAUUUAUGUAUUCUUGAAGAUAUCAGUCAUCCUAUACAGCCAUAUACAUCAUUAGUGCAUGAAAAACCCCCUGUGACCACAACACAUUCUAUGAAUAGAAACUCUCUUUACCAUACAGGAAUUGUAAACACAUGGCAUAGAGCAAAUGAUGAGAGAUUAACCUUCAGGGUGGCGUUACAGGAUCUUGCUCAGCCUAAGUCAGAAGAUAAUCCACCAGAUGGUGUUUUGGCCGUCCCCCUUCUGAGACAUCAGCGAAUUGCAUUGUCAUGGAUGGUGAAAAAGGAAACAGAUAGCUCACCCUGCUCCGGAGGAAUUCUUGCUGAUGAUCAGGGAUUGGGAAAGACAAUAUCAACAAUUGCACUUAUACUGAAGGAAAGAUCUCCCUCCUCCAAGAUUAGUUCUGCAGUUGCAAAACAAGGGGAAUUGGAAGCUUUAGAUUUAGAUGAAGAUGAUGAUGGAGAUUCUGGUUUUGUUAAGAAGUCAGUGAAGAAUGAGAAUUCUUCCAUGAUCAUGAAGGGUAGACCAGCCGCUGGAACAUUGAUUGUAUGUCCUACCAGUGUCCUCCGGCAAUGGGCUGAAGAGCUGGAUAGUAAGGUCAGCAAGGAUGCUAAUCUCUCUUUUCUUGUAUACCAUGGAACCAAUCGAACAAAAGAUCCUUAUGAUCUGGCCAAGUAUGAUGUUGUGCUUACAACAUAUUCCAUUGUAAGCAUGGAGGUUCCAAAGCAGCCUCUUGUGGAUAAAGAUGAUGAUGAUAAAGGGAAGGAAGAAGCUCAAAGUCUGCCACCUAUGGGAUUGUCUUCCAGCAGAAAAAGAAAGUAUCCCCCUAGUUCUGAUAAGAAAAAUCGGAAGGAUAAAAAGGGAGUGGAUGGCACAUCACUUGAAUCUGUUUCUCGUCCUCUUGCAAGGGUUGGAUGGUUUAGGGUAGUAUUGGAUGAAGCACAGAGCAUUAAAAAUCACAGAACUCAAGUUGCAAGGGCAUGUUGGGGACUUCGAGCUAAAAGGAGGUGGUGCUUGUCAGGAACACCUAUCCAGAAUGCAGUUGAUGAUCUUUAUAGUUACUUCAGAUUCCUUAGAUAUGAUCCAUAUUCUGUUUACAAUUCAUUCUGCUCCAUGAUCAAGAUUCCGAUUAAUAAGAAUCCAGCACAUGGGUACAAAAAUCUACAAGCUGUUCUGAAGACCAUAAUGCUUCGUCGCACAAAAGGCACUAUUAUUGAUGGAAAACCAAUAAUUACUUUACCACCAAAAUCCAUAGAACUGAAGAAGGUAGAUUUUUCAAAAGAAGAACGAGACUUCUACUCCAAACUAGAGGCUGAUUCAUGUGCACAGUUCAAGGUUUAUGCAGCUGCAGGGACCAUCAAACAGAAUUAUGUUAAUAUUUUAUUGAUGCUUUUGCGCCUACGACAAGCUUGUGAUCACCCUCUUCUUGUUAAGAGUUAUGAUUCUAAUUCCGUUUGGUGUUCCUCUUUUGAGACUGCAAAGAAACUUACUAGGGAAAGGAAGAUUGAUCUUCUGAAUUGUCUGGAAGCCUGUUUGGCAAUCUGUGGCAUCUGCAAUGACUCACCUGAAGAUGCUGUUGUUACUAUCUGUGGCCAUGUUUUCUGCAACCAAUGCAUCUGUGAACAUCUAACAGGUGAUGAUAAUCUGUGCCCUUCAGUACACUGCAAAGCUCAACUCAGUGUAACCUCGGUGUUUUCUAGGGCCACCAUAAAAUGCUCACUCUCUGACCAGUCUAGUCAGGAUUGUUACAAUGAUCAUUCUACCUCUCAGCAUGUUCGGUGUUCAGAGUAUUUUUCCUCUGAUUCAUCCAAAGUCAAAGCUGCUCUUGAGGUCCUGAAGUCACUAUCUAAACCAUUAGAGUGUGCCUCAAUGGAUAAUGCUUUGAACUGUACUAAUGAGAUUACUAGCUGUUCAGAAGAUAGGUCUGAUUCUCAUUCAGGUUCUUCAUUUAAGGAUAUACCUGACAAAAGUAAAGUAGCGGAGAAAGCAAUUGUCUUCUCCCAAUGGACAAGGAUGUUGGAUUUGCUUGAAGCUCGUCUUAAAAGUUCUUCUAUACAAUACAGAAGACUUGAUGGGACAAUGUCAGUUGCUGCUAGGGACAAAGCUCUGAAGGAUUUUAACACCCUUCCAGAGGUUUCUGUUAUGAUUAUGUCUUUGAAAGCAGCAAGUCUUGGGUUGAACAUGGUAGCAGCAUGUCAUGUUCUCCUUCUGGACCUAUGGUGGAAUCCAACAACUGAAGAUCAAGCAAUUGAUAGAGCACAUCGAAUUGGGCAGACUCGUCCUGUCACCGUUUUAAGAUUAACUGUGAAAGAUACAGUUGAGGAUCGGAUAUUGGCUCUUCAGCAAAAAAAGAGAGAGAUGGUGGCAUCUGCAUUUGGAGAGGAUGUGACGGGCAGUCGCCAGAGUCGCCUUACAGUAGAGGACUUGAACUACCUGUUUAUGGUGUAACAUUGGAUGCUCUUUUGGCUACAAUUUUGUGAUUAUUGGAUUUACUGACAGACUCCUUUUUAGCUAGAAGCUCUCUCAAGACAUGGGCCUAGAAGGAAGAUUCUGAAUUUUGUGUAGAGUUUAGAUUUCAUUGCCUGCAGUUGAUCUAGAUGUUCUUCGACAUUUUUCCUUGGUGAAUUGAGGAGCUGUGAAUAGAGAAGUAUUGGCUAACAGUAGACUAAAAGAAGUAUUACAGAAGAAAGGUCAUUAACCAGCACAGAAUAUGUGAAUAGUUUCUAAAGAAUCUGCAUAGUUUAUUUUUAUUUUUUCUAUUAAGGAAUAUUCUUAAAUUGUUUUGUGAAGUGUAAAUCAGGGUUACAUCCAUAUUUCUUGAUGCAAUGAGAAGUUGGGUUUUCGAAAUGUCAUUGUAAGUAGUCCAUUUUUUUUUUCUAUUAAAAUUACAUUUUGUUGUUUACCUCUUUCAUUUACCGUACAGAUUUGUUGGAUGGAUUAGUAAUUCGACGCAUGCUUUACAGAUGUAUUAUAUUCUGAGUAGUUAUAAGAAAGGAUUGUGUAACUUGAUGUUAA